Molecule: messenger RNA, 864 nt
Organism: Hirsutella rhossiliensis
Lineage: Eukaryota; Fungi; Ascomycota; Sordariomycetes; Hypocreales; Ophiocordycipitaceae
Exons: 2
Coding region: 1-864 (287 amino acids)
Source: RefSeq, a predicted model, not a curated record
AUGUCUCUCCCGUCUCUCCCCUCCACUGGACCGUGCAUUCGACCUGCUCUUAUCCAUCUCUUCGGAGCAUCUCGAGCCUUCUCGACCACGCAGCCCAUCCGCUCAAAUUCCAUCCCCCCCGAAUCUCCCUCUUACAUCCGCCUCUCGAGUCCCCCUCAGUCGGAAGAGAAAAGGCUACCACGCAAAAUACGCCCCGAGUACAUUCAACGUACCGCCCCGGAGCCGACCAAUCAUCUCGAGCCGUCAAACGAAGCCCAGAAAUGGAAAUAUGAAUUGGCAGAAACCAGAAGAAACAACCUCAAGUCCGGCUUGCGAGCCCUCUGGAAGCGGCGAACCAAGAGCGACAAUGUUCGCCACCAUCGCGUGACCAGCAAAUUCGAAGAACACAGACGAGCUGCAGAGGCGCCGGAGCGGGAGGAUGAGCGAUUGACUCGGACCACUGUCCUUGACGCGAUGCUGGACACCAAAGUAUACCCGGACCCUGAGCGCUUCUCGCGUGCUGACCGGAGCCGCACUAAGGUGUUGGCUCGGGAGAGCGCCAAGCGCGAGGCCCGCCGCGAUGCACUCAUGGAGCUGUACAUAAGCGCAUCCGGCUUCAUUGUUCAGGAAAACGAGCUCAAGGCCGAAAUCGACCGGAUAUUCCAUGAGGACUAUUUCUCGAUGCAGAGUCGAGCCAACAAUCGGUACGGCACCACCGGGAAUAUCUGGGGCAUCUAUGGCAAGCCACCCUCCAUCGCCAACAUGUUAGAGGCUACCUCGGGCUCUUCGACCAAACUCAUGGCUUACUAUGAGACUGAGUAUGACCGGUCCGUCAACCGACACAAAAAGAUUGCAGAGGAUCUCACAGGCGGGAAGAUGGUAUAG